Messenger RNA from Camelus dromedarius (Arabian camel), 5100 nucleotides. It is a transcript of the gene LMNTD1, whose product is annotated as lamin tail domain containing 1. Gene Ontology annotation, cellular component: cytoplasm; nuclear envelope. The transcript has 18 exons. Bases 1502 to 2794 code for a protein of 430 amino acids. The record is from RefSeq and is a predicted model, not a curated record. Lineage: Eukaryota; Metazoa; Chordata; Mammalia; Artiodactyla; Camelidae.
UGACUGGUGCCUCGCUGACGCUCACAGAGCAAAACCUUCCAUAGCCCGGGGGUGAGACUUGCAAAACUGUCCUUCACGGUCACCCCGGAAAGUAGGAGGCUUUUUCCGCAGACGCAAAAAAAAAAAAAAAAAAAAAAAAAAGGCCUUCCAUCCCCCUCAGGACUGGGUUUGAAUUGCUUUUCAUCUGGAGUGGCAGUGAUUCAGCGACCCCCUUCUCAGCAGCAGGCAGUGACAGAGACAGGAGACGAAAAACACAGCGAAUGAAUCAGACGUGGUAAGAUGCCAGAUACACUGGGAAAAUCUGAAGCAGGAUCUCAGAGGCUGAGUUAAUGGACAGGAAAGUGGCAUUUAGAGAGACAAGAGGCAGGCUGCCCACCCAGAAGCACCAUCUCACCCAUCAGGAAUAGCCCCCAAGUUAAGGAUCCCAGAGAUUCCACGCAAGCAGCGACAUGGAAAAGAAGCUGAUGCUACAGAGGGAUAUGAAUGCAGGAAGAGAUGGAAGAUGCCCACGACUGAGAAAGUCUCCGAAUUUAUCUUUGAAGCAAAGUUUUCUGCUCUGAUAAAGGUUCUCCAUUAGAUAAAAAACUGUGGAAUUCCACAAGGCUUGCAUUUCAGCUUAGGAAGCCAAGAGAGCCUUGAAUGCACUUGGGAGCAGAUCCCCCCCACCAAAAGCAUCUAGUUAAGAGCUCAGCCCAGCUGACGUUUUGACUUUGGCCUUGUGGGACCCUAAGCAGAGAACUCAGACUUUCAGCCUACAGAACCACAAGAUAGGCCCAUCCUUCAGGGGUGAGCUUUCCCGAGAGCCCUGUGGCUGAUCAACAGCUGACUCCUGGAGUCCUGCCCCGCCGGCUGACAACUGCAGGAAUCUUGGACCAGCUCUUGGACCAGAGAAUUGAGUUCCUUCCUCAAACGCGCGUUGACCCUCAUCAUAUUUCUGCCAGUAUCAGCAAGGCUAAGCAUAUUUCAUGAAACUCUGUUGAGCCUGGCAUUCUCUACAGAUGUCUCCAUGCCAGCAUUCUCCUGUUUAGCAGCACACAUCUUGUCAAUGAGUUGGCAUUUCUCCUCAAUCAAUGCAGCCAGCAUUUUUGCCAACUUCUCUUCAUGUCUCCCAUAAAGUCAACUUCUACAAGAUCGAGCAAGUCUGAAAGUACCUAAGAUCCCCACCAAAAAGCUGAUGACAGGCAGACUUGCCACUAUCUGCCCUUUUAGGUUCUGGAAAGUGAACCAUGAACUCAAGCCACUGGACAGCAGCAACACCACAACCUCACUCAGCUCCAAAGAAGAGCCCUAAGCCAAGCUCCACAGAGGACGGCAGCCCCUCGUGGCACUGAUCCACCACAGGGCUCUGCCCAGUUACCGUGGAUCCACCAGCCACAACAAGCCCCAGCUCCUCUCUGAAGAGACCAACAGGAACACAUUUAUCAGAGGAGCUGCCGUCUGAGCCCAGGAGGAGCCUAUCUAGAGGUCAUAUACUGUAAAUGCCCUUACGUGGAAUACUUGAAUGCUAGAGAAAAGAAAAGAGACUUCUCUUCCAGCCGAGAAGAAAGACAAACAAGCCAUUCAGGAAAUGUUGGCGGCUCUGCAGAGUGAAGUCCACCACCAGGAAGAUAAAAUGGAGAAUCAAGUACAAAUAGAAGACACACAUGACGGUCUCUCAACAACCCAGCGAUCUUUAGUGCAUUUCUUGUCAAGGUCUACAGAUUCAGACACCCCGGCACUGUCAUUGUCACAGUCAUUAUCCGAUGAAACAUCUGUCAGUUACUAUCCGUCUAGCCCUCAGGUUAGUGGAGUAACUAUAUCAACAGCUGGAUCAAAGUCUCCUAAAUCUUCUUUAGUGAGCCAUCCCCAGUCCAAAAACAAUUUGGGAGUCAACAAACUCAAAUUUCCAAGGAAAAAGUCUCUGCCAGUCCAUGCUUCUGAGCCAGCUGUAGUCGGGCAAGGGGAGGAUUAUUUCCUGUCUUUGUUUGGUGAUUCAAAGAAACUUACCUCUCACUCAUUCCACACCAAGAAAACUUGGAAGCACUUUUCUAUGAUUCUUGAGGAAGUGGGCCAGUCUAGAUCCAGUGCUCUUGGAGACAUUAAAAUAGCUGAAGUGAAUGUCAAGGGUUUAUUUGUGAAGCUCAUUAACUCUUCCUUUGACAAAGAACUGCAGAUUGGAAACCAUACUCUCCAACAAAAUGUAAACGGACAAGUAGUCUCCUUGUACCGAUUCCUUCCAAAUAUCAUAAUGCAGGCAAAUUCCACAGUAACAGUCUGGUCAGCAGCCUCUGAAGCAGAGCAUCAGCCACCAUCAGAUUUUCUUUGGAAAGAACAAAACAGGUUUAGGACAAGCCCAGAUUGUACAACGAUCCUGUGCAAACCUAACGGUGAAGCUGUUGCCUGGUACACUCCUAUUCACUGGAAGCAAGCGUGGGAGAAAUUAGAGACCGACAUUGAAUUUGACAGAAGCUCGAUAGUGAGUUCAACAUCUCGAAGGCACAUGUUUCAUUGGCCAGCAGCUCCAACAACUAUCGAAAAACAAGAUCAAUCUAAGACAGGUUCCUCCAAAUGUCAGGUGGAACAUGUUCAAGCUUUUCUUAAGAGAGAAAAAGAAAUCCCACCAACCCUUUUUCCCAAUCGCAGCCCUUGGUGCCACAGCCCUAAUGUCCCUGCCCAUCCCUACUGUCCUCUGAUUGAUCCUCACGACACCGGCAUGGCUGGACGCAGCUUAGACACACAGCCCAGGUCUCAGUCAGCCGGGCCCAGUCCAGCCCAGAGACCAAGAAAAAAUAAGACGUCUGAGUUACAAAAGUAAUAGGCAGUCAAUUCAACUUUUAAAGGACGAUAACAUCCGAGUCUAGAGAACCACACAAGGAUGCCUGACAUGACACAGCCUGCCUUCCACACAGGACGGGAAGCCGGCAGCAAAGGAGAACGUGGUUUCUCUUAGGAAAGAUCAUUCCUCGGGACUUUACUGUAACUAUCUCUUAAAGAAGGAGACGGAGUUUGUGGACAAGUUAAAACAUUUGUUUUUCUAGGCUGCUAAGAAGAAAAACAUUGUUCAAGAGCAAAACCAUCCCAGUUUUCAUUAAGUUUCUUAAGCACUGACUUCAGGCUUUUAUACCCUGCCCAGCUGUUAGGUCUGUCUACAACUUCUGCCGUUUCUGCAGAUGCGUUUUCCAAAAAGCACAUGUUUCAGGAAUUCUGAAUCACGUGGUGUGUCUGGUCUCUACACUUAGAAUCUGUCUCCUUAAAGCAGGCAUUAAUUUGCCUUCCUAAUAACUGGAAAUAAUAGAUGAAGUUUCUACAGAGUGGCUAGUUGGGGGGUUUUAAACCUGCCUACACUUAGCUCAGAUUCAGCCAAAAUCAUCUCCUCUUCCACCAUGUGAUACUCGGUACAAAAUCUCAUGGACAGGGAAUGCCAAGAAUGUUUUAAUUAAAUAAUCUGAUGAAGCUACCUUUCUAAAAAAACUCACUUAUUAUUCUUUAGCAAUCUUACUCUGUACCUAUCAAGAGUGUAGAAGUUGAAAACCUAAUGACUAUGUUCAUGUUUAAUGCUGACCCACUUUGCAGUCAGAAGGUAUGGUUGUUUCGGUCUCUGAGAACAAAUCCUGUCUAUGCCUUGUAGCCCAGCUUAAUUUCACUUAAUUUCUGUUUAUUUAUAUGACAUAUUCAGGGAGAUGGGGCAUAUACAGUCUUGGAAUGUGAGAAGGAGCAAGAAAAGUGAGGAUUUUCCCCCAUUAUACUCUGUUUGAAAAAUAAAGGAACGUAAAAUAACCCAAAAAUCCAUUAGUGGUCAACAUUGAGGUUUGUUUUAUUAUAUCCAAAUAUCAAGGGCCAAAAAUACUUUAUUUUUAAAAAGUCAUGUACCGAGGGACUCAAACAUAUACUUAUAUACCAACAUUUACAGCAACAUUAUUCAUAAUAGCCAAAAGGUGAAAACAUCCCAGGUGUCCAUCAAGAGAUGAAUGGACUUAUAAAAUCUCAUAUAUAUGCAUAACAAUAUUAUUCGUCCAUUAAAGAAAUAAAAUUCUAAUAUAUAGUUUAAGACGGAUAAAUCUUGAAAAUAUUAUGCUAAAUGAAAUAAGCCAGACUCAAAAGGACAAAUAUUCUGAUCCCAUUUGUCUGAGGCACGUAGACUAGGCAAUUUCACAGAAAUGGACAGCACAGUACAGUUUACCAGGGGCGAGGGGAAUGGGAGAAGGAGGAGUUGCUGUUCAGCAGGUACAGAGUCUCUGCUCAGGAUGAUGAAAAAGCUCCAGAAAUAGUGAUGACGGUUGCACAAUAUUGUGAAUCUACUUAAUGCCACUUAAAAACAGUUAAAAUGUGGGGGAGGGUAUAGCUCUGUGGUAGAGUGCGUGCUUAGCACGCAUGAGGUCCAGGGUUCAAUCUCUAGUACCUCCAUUAAAAAUAAAUAUAUAAAUCAAUAAAUAAGCCCCCCCAGAAAAAAAUGUUUAAAAAAUGGGGCUUGGGUAUAGCUCAGUGGUAGAGCACAUGCUUAGCAUGCACAAGGUCGUGGGUUAGAUGGCCAGUACCUCCAUUAAACAUAAAUAAAUAAAUAAAUAAAUAAAUAAAUAAAUAAAUAAAUAAAUAAAUAAAAUAAACAAACAAACAAAUAAACAAACCUAAUUACCGCCUUCCCCCCAAAAAACAAAACCAAAAAUAAUUUUUUUAAUAGUUAAAAUAAUAAACAAACAAAACUCUAAUAAUUCUGAUCAGUAUUUCCAAGAUGGAAAAAAAAAAGGCAUACGCCAGUCUAAAGCAUCUGAGAAGACUGACAUUGCUUGACAAAAUAAUUUGUCAUGUACUUUUUGGUUUGAUACAAAGAAGAUUCACAUGAACUCCUGCAUAAUGAUGCAGCAUAAAUAUUUUCUAGUCACCAGGCCACACCAAUCACAUUAUUUCCUCGAGCCUCUGGACACUCAGGAGUAGACGUGUACAUUUUCAGAUAACUGUCAGUGACACCUCCUGCCACUUUGAACCAUUAAGUGUGAUCUUCGAAUUACACGCUGGCUCGAUCGUGUAGGCUCUUCUGUCUGUUCCAUGUUACUAUAGAAACUGUGUCGUCAUGGUGCCGUCUGAGAGGGUACAAUAAAAGUUAACUUAUUCCGUGGCUCAUAA